GACGUGUGGUGGUGAUGCGUUUCCGGUGGCUGUUGGCCUGGUGACAGUGAAUCAUCACGGCUGAAGUUUGUCUGGAGCGGUCACUCUAAUAUGAUUGGUUUAAUUUGGCAUUACCUGUACAGCUCUCUCCUGAGGUCUUGGAUGAAGUGGAUUUUAAGAAAGUUUACUGGAAAAUGUGAACUACAACGUAUUUGUGCCAGUACUGUUCAAGGAGCAGAGCGAACUAUGAAAAUAGAAUCUUCUUUGGAAUCCUCCAGAAUUGAAGUUUUAAAGACAUCAGUGACUGUCAGUGAAAUGAAUGUGGCGAGCAGAGUUCAUGACAUAAUGGAGAUAAAAAAGGUUUCCAUUCAGAAAAAUCCAAAGUUCAAGUCAGAUUUACAAGCUUGCUUGCUUCAAAUCUCUGGGUUUAAAAAACUCUUUGCCGAAGUAGAAAACCUACGGAAGCAGCCAUUUGAUUCUUCAAACAAGAAACAUGAAGAUAUGCUAAUGAAGCUGUGGCGUUUGUUGAUGCCUCAUGUACACUUGGAGUCAAGAAUCACCAAACAAUGGGGUGACAUUGGGUUUCAAGGUGAUGAUCCUAAAACUGACUUCAGAGGCAUGGGAAUGCUGGGGUUACACAAUCUAGUGUUCUUUGGGGAUCACUACACAGAAACAGCUCGCCAGGUUCUUUCACAUUCAAAUCACCCCAAAAUAGGAUAUUCCUAUGCUAUAGUUGGAAUAAAUCUCACUGAAAUGGCUUACAGUAUGAUGAAGAGUGGCUUACUAAAGGCUCAUUUCUGCAACCUGGUUCCUGGAGUUCCACAGCUGCAUCAUUUCCAUCAGUUUUAUUGUUACCUAAUGUAUGAGUUUGAUCAAUUCUGGUUCAAGGAGGGACCAUCCAGCAUCAUGGAAUUCAACCAGUACAGAGAACAAUUUCAUGAAAAGAUAAAACAGCUAUUACAAGAUCCCAAAACAGUGCUUGAACUGAACUUCAAUAAAUAGACAGUAAACUGCAUGAAACCUAUGAUGUCGCACUUGGAAUUAAUUGGAAGAUGUGAGUUUAUGCAGUGGAUCCAUGAUUUUCAAUUGAGUCUUUACUUGUAAAUUGGAACCUAUUAAUAACAUUGUGACUGAAAUUCAGGAUGGAUUCAUUUUACAAUAUAAAUAUACCAUCAAAUUGUUUCAGGUUGCCUUGUGUUUGAUAGCAUAGAUAUGGAUCAUUUAUUUAGAGUGAUAUCCACAAAGCAGUAAUUGAAAUGGUACUUCAUUUUGGAGGAACCAUUUGAAAUGUAUAUAAAUAUGAUUUGAGAGAUAUUCAGUUUUCCCUUUGGAGCACAAAUGUAACAUAACUUGAAUUUAUUCCUUCAAAAACUUUUUUAGUUUGUCGUUGUUAUUGCUGCUGCUAAUUUUAUGGUUGGCGGAUGGGCCCAUGGGCUAGGCGGUCAUUCCAUUUUUGCUCAAACCUUGAUCCAGAGCAGGAUGAAACUUCCGCGGGGUAAUAAAAUAAAAAGAUAUCUGGGGACUGGUUUUUUAAUGAGGUAUGCUUUCAGGUGCUUGAUUGUGCUUCAUGGACAUAUUUUGUGGCAUUUUUGUUUUGUUUAUUCUGUAGAGAUCUGCAGUUCCCUGAGGCAGAUGUCUGCUUUCAGGGAGCUAAAUGGAAGUGCUCACCAGCACCCGCGGUGAAGUUGGCGCCCGCCUGCACCUGCAGUGCUGAGCCUUUCUCAGCUCAUGUUUCAUGCUGGCUGACCAUUAAUUGGCCAGCUAGCGUGAAAUCGUGGUCGGGGCCCUGUUUCCUGUCCGCCCCCGGGCUCAUCAAUCGUUUGCCCGACAAGCGAAAAACUCAGGCCAUGCAGUUUCAUGAACAUUAUGAAAUUUUAAAGCAGCGUUUGCAUUGCAUGGUCAUUCUGCCUUUUUUAAUUUACUGCAGUCAAAUAGCAAAUUGGGCUACAUAGGAGUCAUUACCAGACUGUAAUGUCACCAGUUGUUAGAGCAAAGUUUCAGUGGCUUAGCUGCAUCAGAAUGUCAUUUGAACUUUGAGAUUACUGUUGUGGAGCCUACUUUCAUAAGUCUAUAAUUCAUGAUGAUAUACAUCAUGGUGUUGGAGAGUGACAGGUGGCUCAGCAAAUUUCACCAGGACAUUCCAUGCAUUAACAUUGUUGAAAAGUUAAUGCCUGUGUGUGACGCAAAGCUAAAUUUUCCAGCACUGAUUUGUUUUAAUCUGACUACAGUAAAUACCAAAAAGUUCUGAAGUAGCAAUUGAUGUAUUUAAUAGUCUGACUUGUUUUCAAAAAAACCCUUGUAGCGUAUUAUGCAAAUAUAUAAUUGAUUUUAUCACUCUUAAUUUUUAGUGAUUACAUUACAAAACAAUCUUCCCACAAAAACAACCAUAGUCUAUGAAUCACUUGGAGCUUAUUAGUAAGUUCAAAUUGUUGACAAUCUUGCUGGUACAAUUAAGCUGAGACCCUUUUGAGGUAUGCACCCUUAAUUUUUGAGUGCUUUUGUUUAAAUUGUGUGAAGUGUAUAUUAACUGGCACAUUAACAUUUAAUGUCUCCCAUCAUUUUCCACAAUGAAAAAUUAAUUCUACCAAAAAAUGAAAAAUAUUUUUUAAAGAAAGAUUAUUGAAAAAUUCCAAAAUUAGUGUUAUGGUCAGUGCAGUAUUUGAAAAGGUGCAAGGAAAAAUGAGCCUCAUCUCACUCAGGAAAGCAGAGGAGGUCAUGUUUUCCCGUGCAUUGUUCCUGCUUUUUACGGAGGAUCCCUUAUUGUAUGAUCGGCAGUGGAAAGUUUUAUAUUUAUUGCUGGUGUUUAUUUUGGAUAAAACAUUCAUAGCUGAACGUUGAUAAGUUUAUUGGAUGGAAUUUUUUCAGAAAAAUAUGCUAUGAUAUUUGAAGUUUAUAUAGAUUUCUACUGGUUGGCUUUCCAUUUAAGAAUGGGGGCAAGAGGGGUGGGGGGAGAUGAUGCUUUAUUUUAUGAACUUUGCUGAAAUAAAUAGUAUAACUGCAACAA
This is a messenger RNA of Carcharodon carcharias (great white shark), 2983 nucleotides long. RefSeq names its product ELMO/CED-12 domain containing 2 (gene elmod2). Lineage: Eukaryota; Metazoa; Chordata; Chondrichthyes; Lamniformes; Lamnidae. The coding region runs from base 91 to 981 and encodes 296 amino acids. The record is from RefSeq and is a predicted model, not a curated record. Gene Ontology annotation, molecular function: GTPase activator activity. The transcript has 9 exons. Gene Ontology annotation, cellular component: membrane.